UGGAUUCAAAAGAGAAGCAGCUCGAAGGACCGAGGAACCAGAGAUCAGAACCGGCACCACAGUCCAGCAAGAGAAACCAGACCAACCGACGGUAUGCAGUACGCUCGUUGUCCCGCCAUCUUGGUCCUCGUGGGGUUGGUCCUGUGUGGCCCCGGCGUGUCCUCACAGCGCAACAGAGACCAGGACCAGGAGCAGUACCAGAACCAGGAUCUGGAACUGGAGCUGCGUCCCCACCUCCUGCUGCAACGAGCUCGCAGCGCCGGGCUCCUGUCGCAGGACUGGAGUAAGCGUGCAGUGGAGGACCUGCUGGCUCAGAUGUCUCUGCCAGAGCCCGACUCACAGCUGGGGGCCGAGGUUGUUUCCGCGUCAACUGGCGGCAGGCUGACCCUGGAGCGGUCCGUCGACCCUCCCAACAACCUGCCGGCUCGUGAGCGCAAAGCCGGCUGCAAGAACUUCUAUUGGAAGGGCUUCACUUCUUGCUAGAGCCCCCACCAGUUGGCACACGGCAACCGUUCUCAGAUCACCUGACCCUCAACUAAGCGACUGGUCGGACUAAUCAGCAGCAUUCUGGCUGUGGUGUACCUAAAUAAUUAAUGUAAUUAUCAAUAAAAAAGAUAAAUCAGUGAAGUCUGUGGCUCUGCCUCC
Messenger RNA from Pungitius pungitius (ninespine stickleback), 645 nucleotides. RefSeq names its product somatostatin 1, tandem duplicate 2 (gene sst1.2). Gene Ontology annotation, molecular function: hormone activity. Gene Ontology annotation, cellular component: extracellular region. Gene Ontology annotation, biological process: regulation of cell migration. NCBI's taxonomy places the organism in Eukaryota, Metazoa, Chordata, Actinopteri, Perciformes, Gasterosteidae. The record is from RefSeq and is a predicted model, not a curated record. Bases 94 to 483 code for a protein of 129 amino acids. The transcript is spliced from 4 exons.